This is a messenger RNA of Encephalitozoon intestinalis ATCC 50506, 1095 nucleotides long. RefSeq lists its product as uncharacterized. The transcript has a single exon. NCBI's taxonomy places the organism in Eukaryota, Fungi, Microsporidia, Unikaryonidae. The record is from RefSeq and is a predicted model, not a curated record. The coding region runs from base 1 to 1095 and encodes 364 amino acids.
AUGAGAAGAAUAGCUGAUCUUAAGAUCGGGAACAAGAAGCGCUUGAUUCCAAGAGAGACAUGCAAGCCUGAGUUCCAGAUUCCCAGGGACUUGGUAUAUCUGAUUGGAAAAUACGAUAGACGUCUAAAGGCUCUGUGCAAAUCUGUGCCUCCAAGGGAAGUACCCAUUCUUUCGCCGUGGAGGAAACCAUAUGAGAGGAAGGUGUAUUAUGAGGCAAGGCCUGCAUUUGACGUCGACCUCCACCCCUUUAUCAACCUUCGGGUCCUGAGGGUCUGUGAUUCGUGUUCUUUUGAUUUGGCUUCGAUCAACAAUACAUGCAUUAGAAAGCUGAGCAUUCUAAAAGUUGCAAAUGUAAAGAUGAGGAGCAACAUAGACACUGUGCUGCAGGAAAUAGUUAUGAGGGACACUACUGUGGCGUAUGAGGAUCUUAUGAAUAUUCUUGGUGUAGGGUCACUAGUAAGUGUGUCACUAGUGAAUGUUGAUGUCUUAGGAUGCCAUGAGUGGAGAGAAGGCCUUAUGAAAAAGCUCCAAGAGAUGCCAAAAUUGAAGAAGAUAGAGCUUGUCAACAUGGGAAUUGACUUUCAAUCCUUCGUUGACCUGUGUAUCUCAAGGGAGUUGGUAUGGUUUAAGAUUAUUGAUGAAGGGGUCUGUUUGGAUGUAAGACUGUGUUCUUUUGUGAACGCUGUACGAUGCAUGGGCUUUCUGAAGUGCCUUACCAACCUUGGUCUCGAGAUGGCAGAGAUAAUGUAUGUUGGAGGAAGAGACUUGAAGUGUAUGAGGGAAAGUCUUCCUAAUUUGAGGCUGCUUCAUGUGACAGAGGCGGAGAUCGACAGUAGGAUGUUCAAGACGGUAUAUUUGAGAUACCCAAAUUUGGUUGGGCUUGGGUUUGUUGGAUGUACUUUUGAUGGGGCUUCUUUCUAUGAGGUCAUCAUGCACUUCAAAGGUUCUCUAAGAUAUUUGGACCUUACCUCGUCCAGACUUCCACAUGAUUAUGUUUCUUUUCUGAAGAAGACCUUGAGCUUCUGCUCCAUAAAGUUGAAGAGUGGCGAGUUUAUUAUGAUUGGGGGGAGAUCCUCUGUAUCAUUACCAGGUUAG